CACCUACCAACUUCGCGUACUUGCUACUUUACUCUGGACUCUCAUUCAUCAGUUGAGAGCCAUCGUACCAUAACUACACGCCAACGCUCCGACGAGCAUCACGAUUGUAGCGACACGACACCUACACAUCGCCAACGCAUUUUGGCGUCACACCGCAACCAUGCCUUCCCACCAACCCGUGGAGUACAACAACGCCUCGAAGCCCGAGUUCGAGAGCGAGCAACCAAAGGGCGCUGCCAUGUCCAAGCCAGCUCCGCAAGAGCCCGUGAGGAACAAGAGCUACGACCCAAAAAAGCCACACAUCACAGAGACGCCUCUCACGAGGUAUAACUGGUACAAACAUGUCAAUUGGCUAUCAACAACUUUCAUCAUCGGCCUGCCUCUCGCUGGCUUGGUCGCCGCAUGCUACACUCCUCUCCGACUCUCUACCGCCCUCUUCGCCAUUGCCUACUACUUCGCAACCGGCCUCGGAAUCACCGCCGGAUACCACCGAUUAUGGGCACACACCUCCUACUCCGCAUCGACACCUCUCAAGAUCUUCCUCGCCGCAGUAGGAGGAGGCGCCGUUGAGGGUUCCAUCCGAUGGUGGUCCCGAGACCACCGCGCUCACCACCGAUACACCGACACCGACAAGGACCCAUACAGUGUUCGCAAGGGUCUCCUCUACUCCCAUUUGGGAUGGAUGGUCAUGAAGCAGAACCCAAAGAGAAUCGGACGUACGGACAUCUCCGACCUCAACGACGACGUUGUCGUCGUUUGGCAACACAAGAACUACCUCAAGGUUGUGCUCUUCAUGGGCAUCAUCUUCCCUUGCCUCGUUGCCGGAAUCGGCUGGGGUGACUGGGUCGGCGGUAUCGUCUACGGCGGUAUUCUCCGCAUCUUCUUCGUCCAGCAAGCCACCUUCUGCGUCAAUUCUCUGGCCCACUGGCUCGGCGACCAGCCCUUCGACGACCGCAACUCUCCCCGCGACCACGUCUUCACCGCGCUCGUCACUCUCGGCGAGGGAUACCACAACUUCCACCACGAGUUCCCCUCCGACUACCGUAACGCCAUCGAGUGGCACCAGUACGACCCCACCAAGUGGUUCAUCUGGACAAUGAAGCAGGUCGGCCUCGCCUACGACCUCAAGCAGUUCCGCUCCAACGAGAUCGAGAAGGGCCGCAUUCAGCAGCAACAGAAGAAGAUCGACCAGAAGCGCGCCAAGCUCGACUGGGGCGUGCCUCUUGAGCAGCUUCCCGUCAUGGAGUGGGACGACUACGUUGACCAGACCAAGAACGGUCGCGCCCUCGUCGCCGUCGCCGGUGUCGUCCACGAUGUCACCGAUUUCAUCGCCGACCACCCUGGUGGCAAGGCCAUGAUCAAGUCCGGUCUUGGCAAAGAUGCUACCGCCAUGUUCAACGGCGGUGUCUAUUAUCACUCCAACGCUGCCCACAACCUUCUCUCCACCAUGCGCGUCGGCGUGAUCCGCGGCGGCAUGGAGGUCGAGAUCUGGAAGCGCUCGCAAAAGGACGGUCAAGGCUCGCAGAUCUACAAGGAUGCUGACGGCAACCGCAUCGUCCGCGCUGGCGCUCAGAUCACCAAGAUCAUGGAGCCGGUUGCUAGUGCUGGUGCUGCAUAGAUUUUGGAGGACAUGAUAGAUUAUGACGAGUGGCUUUGGUUGUAUGCGUUUUAGCGAUUGGGAGAGGAUGAUAGAUUCGGCGGAAGAGUGGAGUUUCACAUUCGCUCGGAUAAUGAGGUGUUUGACCGAGGCACAGACUGCUAGGUAGACACCUGAAUGUACGACCUGAGUACAACGUC
Molecule: messenger RNA, 1797 nt
Organism: Zymoseptoria tritici IPO323
Lineage: Eukaryota; Fungi; Ascomycota; Dothideomycetes; Mycosphaerellales; Mycosphaerellaceae
Exons: 2
Coding region: 239-1618 (459 amino acids)
Biological process (GO): unsaturated fatty acid biosynthetic process
Cellular component (GO): endoplasmic reticulum membrane
Molecular function (GO): heme binding; stearoyl-CoA 9-desaturase activity; iron ion binding
Source: RefSeq, a predicted model, not a curated record